Messenger RNA from Anneissia japonica, 1302 nucleotides. RefSeq lists its product as uncharacterized. Lineage: Eukaryota; Metazoa; Echinodermata; Crinoidea; Comatulida; Comatulidae. The record is from RefSeq and is a predicted model, not a curated record. The transcript is spliced from 2 exons. The coding region runs from base 1 to 915 and encodes 304 amino acids.
AUGAUCACAAAUGCACCAAUACUCAGAUACUAUGACGUAAAUGAGGAAGUAACUAUCCAGUGUGAUGCAUCUGAGCAUGGACUUGGAGCCACAUUACUACAAGGUGGUCAGCCAGUCUACUUUGCCUCGCAAGCAUUAACAAUGACUGAAAGAAAGUAUGCUCAGAUAGAGAAAGAAUGCCUUGCUAUUGUCUUCGCUUGUGAGCGAUUUGAUCAAUUUAUUUAUGGCAGAGACAUAGUUCAUGUACAGACAGAUCAUAAACCUUUAAUACCUAUCUUCCAGAAACCGAUACACAGCGCAUUAAAACGGUUGCAACGAAUGGUAUUGAAAUUACAGAAGUAUGAACUUAAGCUUCAACACAUUCCGGGUAAAGAUAUGUUAAUCGCUGAUUUCCUAAGCCGAGCAUUUUUGAAGAACACCCGUAAGCAGAUCAUGGAUGGAAAGAAAGCUAAAUUCUACUAUGACCAAAAAUGCAAGGAUCUCCCAGACCUAAACAUCGGUGAGACUGUGAGAAUCCAACCUGAUCAACAACAUUCAGAAUGGAGAAAGAGCAAAUGCUUACAGAAAGUUGGUCCUCGAUCAUAUUUAGUUGAGACCAAUGAUGGAAGAAAAUAUAGAAGAAACAGGAAAUUCCUUAGAGCAGAAAAGGAACCAUCAGACACUCAGAAUAGUCAAGGUGAAAACAUGGGCUUAGCAACAGAUGAAGUCCAGCCAACGUUGGAACCAGUGACAAACCAUCCAAGUUCCAAUGUUAUUGAACCAGCGAUCACUCAACCAGACAAUGCAUUAACUAAAGGAAAGCCGAUUACACCUGUUGAACAGACAAGCAACAUCCCGACACAAACUAGUGUUUCAACAAGAACCAGAUCAAACAUACAGAAGCCAGCACGAUACAAAGAUUAUGUUAUGAACUAAAGUUUACACAAAUCUAUGUGAUGUGAACAACAGGAAGGAAGUUAUGCUAUUAGUUCCAGUUUUAAUUCAUUGUUUGAUUGUUGUUGAUUUUAAGCUUUUUGCUAAUGUGGACAUUCAUUGAACUCUAUAUUUAAAAUAACAGUAUUUACUGCAUACAUGCAUCUCAUUCAGCACUCAUUGGAAAGAAAUAGGGCAGAAUAAACCCUAAUAUGACCUAAGAGUAGUCCACCUCAAUGAUGGUCACCUUGCUUAUUUAUUUGUUUAACUGUAGUUCUUAGAAUUAGUUGUUAGUGUUAAAGUUUUAUAAGACGCUGUUAAAUCCCUUAAUUACUGAACUGAUAAAUCAAACAUACUUAUAUAAUUUUAAAAGAAUAACAAUAACAAUAA